Molecule: messenger RNA, 1012 nt
Organism: Episyrphus balteatus (marmalade hoverfly)
Lineage: Eukaryota; Metazoa; Arthropoda; Insecta; Diptera; Syrphidae
Gene: jagn
Product: protein jagunal
Exons: 3
Coding region: 187-780 (197 amino acids)
Biological process (GO): vesicle-mediated transport; endoplasmic reticulum organization
Cellular component (GO): endoplasmic reticulum membrane
Source: RefSeq, a predicted model, not a curated record
AAAAUUUUCCCUUUUUUCCAACGACGGUGGGUGAUUACCGUGGCACCUCUCCGAAUCAAGUUUUUUAUUUUUCUCUUUUUUUUAUACCAUCAAAGUGAAAUGUUAAUUCGAUAGUUUUUCAUAAUAUUUUUCAAAUUCAGUAGAAAACAUUUAUUACAAAAAACAAUAAUACGCUUAAAUUAAAAAAUGGCAACGCGUGGCGGACCAAUGAUCACAGGAACUGAUGGCACAGACUUUGAAUACCGACAACGAGUUGCAGCUCCACAUCAAAUUAGCUUGUUGAAUAAAUCCCGUCUGAAGCAUUGCAUCUUCUUCCAUGCGUUGCUCUUCUUUGUUAUGCUGGCCAAACUCAUUUCGGACAUUCUCGAUCGAUUAGAUAUUUUUGUUUUGGAAAUUGAAGAGUUGGAGGUGCCGCCUCCGCUAUGGUGGGAAUAUGUUUGGUGUCUGUCAUUGCUGACGUCGUUCAUUGGUUUGUCGGCUGCACGUAGCAACAAGAUUCGAGAAAUGCAAAAGUAUGUUAUGGCAAUUGGAUUGCUUGGAGUGAUGCCAUUGUUGUAUUGUUUCCUUUAUUACUUUGGCGAUGUAUGGGCUUACAUGACGCUGGAAGAGGGAGUGGACCCUGAAGAGACGGAUAUCUUUUUGUGGAGGGGAAUGCCAUAUGGACUUUUGUGGUAUGCUUUCUGUUUUGUUGGAUUCCAAAUUCAUGGAUUUACGUUAUACUUUGCAUGGAAUCUCAUCCAAGCUUGGAAAGCAAGGACAGCAGCCAGAAAAUACCAAUAAAUAACCACAAAAAAAAAACAUAAAUCACUGUCACCAAUAUUCUAUCACCACCACCUGAUACGUCUACAAACAUCAUAAAACUGUUGACGCAAAAAUGAUGAAUUCCUAUCCCAACCGACAAAAAAAAAAUUACGAAACUAUACUCAAAUGUAGAAAAAAAGUCAAUAAGUAUAUUUUCUAUUAAAUGUUUUAAAUGUUGAAAAAAAAAAAUAAUAAAAAUAAAAAGAAUUAA